AUUCACAAGAUCUGAAAUUGGAAACUCUACUUGCACAGUCGCACAGUGGCGGGACAAAACCAGACAAAAGGAACUGUUUCACUACAGUCAAAUCAUUGAACACAAACUAAGUAUACAAUCUCUACACAAGAUCGAAACUGAUCGAGACGAUUGCAUUGUUUAACAAAGACGAAUAUAAUCAACGACGUUCUUUAAUAAACUGUAACAAUAGUGCUGUUAGAUAUUGUUGUUAACGCCAAAGUGACGCGAAACAUGAUCAUAACAGUUUCGUGAUAAAAUUGAGCAAGUAAAUCGUCACACAAUGGUUAUUUGCAAAUAUUACCAACAAGGGCACUGCCGUUUCGGACAGUACUGUCAAUUCGAACACAUAAAUACUUUCGGCAAAGGGAGAGACAACAAGGAUUCAUACAAUGAGGAUGAAUACACUGUUGUACUGGUUGCAAAAGAAGUGCUUAACGCGGAAAGAGGAGGACAGUGGAUGUUAUCAUGCUUCGCACCGCUCAAAGAAAAACCCUGUAUUCCUGGCAUGGAAGAUGUCUCUCCAGAAGAAGUACGAUGGGAGAUGUAUCAAGCUGAGAAAAAUGGAAUGAGUGACCAAGCAAAACUCCAUUAUCAACAAAUGUGUAGAGAUAUGAAAACAAAAAGGGAGGCCUUAAAGAACCCUACCCGUGAAACGCUUAACAAACUUAAAGAGAUUUUAGGUACAGGUCACAAGAACAAAAACGAGAAUGCAUCAGGGAAAUCGUCUAACUUUGCCUUUGCAACUCCCCAACUUGGAAAUCCGAGCAGUAACCCAUCCUCGAACGUGUUUCAUUCUUUCAGUGGAGGCAUGACUCCUUCUACCAACGCAUCGUCUAUCUUUGGAAGACCAGCUACAACUACGAAUCCCGUGUUUGGUAGUACACCAAGUUUUGGCAAUAAUUUAGGAGCGUUUGGCGGCGGUUCUGGUUCUGUAUUUGGUGGGACUUCAAAUACUUCUACAUUUAAUACAGGCCAAAGCGCGCAGACCUUCGGAUCAGGUGGCUCGAUCUUCGGCGGUGGAACCUCUCAGCCUGUUUUCGGCCAGUCAAGCAUGUUCGGCAGUCAGGCGAAUCAAUCGAACAAUGUUUUCGCGAGGCCCCAGACAUCCCAGACGACCACGUCGGUAUUUAACAGCGGAACAACAUCUUCCUCCCCCCUCUUCAGCGGCACUUCCCAAUCUGCCAACGCUUCUUCCAUAUUCGGCGGAGCUAAAACGUCCACCGCUAAUCUGUUCGGUGGCCCACAGACCACCAAUUCCAUCUUUGGUGGACCUUCGCCCACGGGAAACUUCAGUUCCGGGAUGUUCAAUUCGCAAUCGGAAACUCCUGCCUUUGGUGGGACAUCAGUCUUUGGUGCUGCACCGUUUGGAAAUGCUUCCAAUUCGAUAUUCGGCGAAAAGCCGGCGUUUGGAGCCUCUACUGGUAUGUUCGGCGCGUCCAGCACCACGCAGCCUACGAACGCUUUCGGUGUUACCGCUCCCACGCCUGCCGUGAACUUAUUCGGUUCUACACAAGGUGCUCAGACUGCCAUGCCCGUUUCCAGUGCUCCGCCGUUCGGCGUAACUUCUACGACCACCGGUCCCUUCGUUACCGCUGCCUCACAAUUCGAAACCGCGAGCACGACCGUAUUUUCGAAGCCAGCGUUCGGUACGAUCGCGCCAACCACAGUCGAAACGUUUGGUACCGUUGUUACUUCCUCGAACACACCCUUCGGUGCUCCGAAUACCGCUCCGAAUACCCCUUUCGCUUCGCCCACGUUUGGUGAAGUGAAAAGUUCACCUUUUGGAUCCACGGGUAUGAGCCCGACUACGAAUUCUGUUAAUCAACAGCAACAAUUAACGUCGCCGUUCGGUAAUUUCGCACAGAAUCAAUCUUUCAAUACUUUGACCGCGUCUAAUGGACCAUUCGGUAAUUCGCAGUACGGUAUAACGGCUACGAUUAUUGACGAUAGCGUUUACUCGCAGGAAGAUCAAUUGACUAAUGACGAUAAGAAUAUGUUCUUAGCGGAGAAAUUUACUUUCGGAAUGAUUCCGUUGAGACCCCCUACCAAAGAUAUCAGAUGAAUCGGUGAGGAAGUUUGGUGGGAAAUAUUAGCUGUGAUAUUAUUUGUUUCCUACGCGAAAGAUAAAUCUCGUAAAGUCGUAAUAAUAAAUAAUAUAUAUUUGCCAAUGAUUCGAGUAUCGAUUUCUGUACAAGACAAAUAAACUUUUAACUUUCAUGAACAAAAUAGAUGUAAUUCUGGAACUGUAAAACGAAUGUACAUACAAUAAAGAAUAAAACAAUU
Ceratina calcarata is the source of this 2304-nucleotide messenger RNA. RefSeq names its product nuclear pore complex protein NUP98A. Gene Ontology annotation, molecular function: metal ion binding. Lineage: Eukaryota; Metazoa; Arthropoda; Insecta; Hymenoptera; Apidae. The record is from RefSeq and is a predicted model, not a curated record. The coding region runs from base 302 to 2083 and encodes 593 amino acids. The transcript has 5 exons.